Messenger RNA from Diutina rugosa, 1620 nucleotides. RefSeq names its product ATP-dependent RNA helicase. Gene Ontology annotation, biological process: maturation of LSU-rRNA from tricistronic rRNA transcript (SSU-rRNA, 5.8S rRNA, LSU-rRNA). Gene Ontology annotation, cellular component: nucleolus. The transcript has a single exon. Lineage: Eukaryota; Fungi; Ascomycota; Pichiomycetes; Serinales; Debaryomycetaceae. Gene Ontology annotation, molecular function: ATP binding; nucleic acid binding. The coding region runs from base 1 to 1620 and encodes 539 amino acids. The record is from RefSeq and is a predicted model, not a curated record.
AUGAUUGUUCGAUCAUUCACAAGAUGGCUACAUCAAUCAUCAACGAAAGUCAAGCCCAAGGAUAAGGGCAUUCCGAAGAAACCAAAGCAUAAUGCCUUCACGUUUGGGAAAUUCAGCCAAUUGAGCCCACCGCCCUCUCAAAAGAGUGACGAUAGCUCCAGCAAACUCGUGAAAAAGCCAGUUUCUGCUACCAUGGACCUGUUACUUAUCUUUCCUACGGUAAGACAGGCAAUGGAAAAGGAAAUCAAAGAGAAAUACUCCCUCAAAUCGACAUAUGUCAAGCUGAUUGAUGACGUUGAAAUUAUACCUUCUCCCAUUCAAGCUCAAGCUAUUCCAAUUAUCAACCUGUCCCGGAUCAAUCGAGCCAAGCUGGAUUCAGUCAAAAUUCAGCGUGAAUUAGAAGGACCAAUGAGAGUAUUCACGAUGGCAGCUGAAACCGGACUGGGUAAGACCUGGGCAUACUUAGCAUCCGUGCUUCUGAGACUUAAAAAGCAUGACUAUGAUACUUGGAGAACGUAUGGUGUUGGUCGGUAUCAGCAGGAAAGAGAAAAACCAUUGGUACGAGCCAUCAUAUUGGUCCCAACAAACGAGCUCGUCGAUCAGGUUUAUGAUACGAUCGCGACGGCGGCACUUGCGCCCAUCGAUCCGACGAAGGUGCCAAAGCAAUAUCAAGAGUUCGCCGCUCUUGAGUCGACGUUGGGUCUUCUGGUAUUCUCAUGGGGGCUGACCGUGGCGCCCACCGAGCUUUUUAAGGAGUUAAAGAAAGGUCGUGUCGAUGUGGUUGUCACCACACCAGCCAAGAUCACAGCCCUUUCCAAGCUCAAAAAUAUUCAUCGUCCCUUCAAGUACUUUUCUCAAGUGAAGUAUUGUGUCGUUGACGAAGCUGAUACCUUGUUUGACAAGCUGUGGUUCGACACGACCACCAAUAUCGUUACAAGAUUGGGACUGCUUGAAGGACUCAUUCUAUGUUCAGCCACCAUUCCGCGAGAAUUCAGUCAAAAGCUCAAGGAAUUGUUCCCAAAUAAGGGAUCGGUUAUCGAAAUAGCAUCGCCAGACCUUCAUAAGCUCCCCAAACAAGUUCAUUUCAAAGUCAUUGAUGCUCUGGAGAGACCCUAUAACAAUCAAAAAAUUAGGGCGUUGGCACAAUGUUUGUAUGCUAUUCAGCGUGACGGUACUGAUCGUGGAUAUGUCAAGCGGGUGGUAGUAUUCGUCAAUGAGCGGGAUGAAGUUGGCAAAGUUGUGAAGCAGCUAAUUGAAAAUUAUCAGUGGAAACCACAAGAUGUGUUAUCAAUCAGUGGAAAUUUGAGUCCAGACCAGCGGCUGGAUAUGAUUCGUCCGUUUGUGUCCGAACCAGAACAAACUUCCGACACCACAGGUGACAGCUCAAUGAAGGUUUUGGUCACCACCGACUUGUUGGCCCGAGGAAUCAACUUUCGCAGCGUUAAGAAUGUCAUUUUGAUGGACCUCCCCAACAAUUCUGUUGAUUUGGUCCAUAGAGUUGGUCGUACGGGACGAAUGAGACAAGCAGGAAGGGUUUUUUUCAUCGUUGAUCGCAAAACUCGCAGAAGUUUUGCGAAAGGUAUUCCGAAAGCCGUUAGAUCUGGUCAGGUCAUUGGCUAG